CGGUUUACAGACAUUAAACAGGAAAAGAUGUUGAGCAGCAGAUGCAAGAGCGCGCCAACAGAGACCCUCACACUUGAUGUCCCCCUCAGCAGAGAUGGUUGAGCCCUCGUCCAGGUUGCUGUGGUCCUAUCCUAAAAUUCAGUCUUGCUCACUUCUCUCCUAUCAGCUGACAUAGCGCGGCGGGCGGCUCUGCCUGUUUCUCCUCUGAGAAGGGAAUCCAGUUAAACCCCAGAGAAAGAGAAAUUAGCCCCACAGCUUACAUGUUUGAGUUGUGAACAUGAAGGGGAUUUACAGAGACGGAUACUACGACGGAUCUAUUGAACUACGGGACGUUUUCAACAGGAGAUGCGUUAGAUGUGGCCGAAGGGACUUUGUCCAAGCCAGAACGAUGAGGAUUAGGACGGGAAUUGUUUUUUGGAACCUCAUCUUUUCACUGUUGUUCACUUGUGUGAAAGGUUUUAUCCACACUUGUGGAGGCACUUUAAAAGGGAGGAAUGGGACAAUAGAAAGCCCCGGGUUUCCAUAUGGAUAUCCAAAUGGAGCGAACUGUACCUGGGUGAUUGUUGCGGAGGAGGGAAACAGGAUUCAUAUAGUUUUUCAAUCUUUUGCCGUGGAGGAGGAAUAUGACUUUUUAUCUUUGUAUGAUGGACAUCCACACCCGGCUAACUUCAGGACGAGGUUAACAGGAUUUACCAUCCCUGCACCUGUUACCAGUUCUGGCUCCAUUUUUUCGCUGAGGCUUACCAGUGACUUUGCAGUAAGUGCUCAUGGAUUUAAGGCAGUUUAUGAAGAGCUGCGAAGCAGUUCAUGUGGAAACCCAGGAGUUCCACCCAAAGGCAUACUGAACGGAACUCAGUUCAAUGUAGGGGACAAGAUCCGGUACCGAUGUGUCACCGGCUACGUCCUGGAUGGACAUUCACUCCUCACCUGUGUAAACAAUGCAGCUGGUGUGUCAGUGUGGGACUUCCCUGUGCCGAUCUGCAGAGCGGAAGACACGUGCGGUGGCACCCUCAGGGGCUCCAGCGGGAUCAUCUCCAGCUUUGAUUUCCCCAGCGGUGACUCCCCUGGCACUGGUGGAGGGGGUGGAGUUGGGGGCCUGGGCAGCAGCGGGGAGUGUAAGUGGACCAUACUGGCAGAUCCAGGGGACACCAUCUCUCUGGUGUUCACCGAAUUUCAGAUGGAGGAGAAGUCGGAUUAUCUGGAAAUAGAAGGCUCCGAACCACCAACUAUAUGGCUAACUGGAAUGAAUAUUCCAGCACCCAUCAUCAGCAACAAAAACUGGCUACGGCUGCAUUUUGUGACGGAGAGCAACCACCGCCACAAAGGCUUCAGGGCUCAAUAUCAAGUGAAAAGCUCUGGAGAGCUAAAAUCCAGAGGGGUAAAAUUAUUACCAGGAAAGGACAACACUAACAAACUGUCUUUGAUGAACGAAGGAGGAGUCAAACAAGUGUCUAAUUACUGUCCUGACCCUGGGGAGCCGGAGAAUGGCAAACGAAUCGGCUCUGACUUCAGCAUUGGAGCAACGGCUCAAUUUACCUGUGAUGAAGAUCAUGUGCUGCAGGGUUCCAAAACGAUUACCUGCCAGCGCGUAGCCGAAGUCUUCGCUGCUUGGAGCGACCACAGACCCGUCUGCAAGGUGAAAACCUGUGGGUCCAACCUUCAGGGACCAUCUGGGACCUUUACGUCCCCUAACUUCCCUAUCCAGUAUGAGAGUAACUCCCAGUGUGUGUGGAUCAUCACUGCCGGCGAUCCGAACAAGGUUAUUCAGAUCAACUUUGAAGAGUUCGACCUUGAAAUUGGUUAUGAUUCGCUAACCAUUGGAGACGGAGGGGAAGUCGGUGACUCUAAAACAAUAAUUCAAGUGCUUACCGGGAGCUUUGUCCCAGACCUGAUUGUCAGCAUGUCCCAUCAGAUGUGGCUUCACCUUCAGUCUGAUGAGAGCGUGGGCUCGAUUGGCUUCAAGAUCAACUAUAAAGAAAUCGACAAAGAAAGUUGCGGUGACCCCGGGACACCUCUGUACGGCUACCAAGAUGGUAGCGGCUUUUUAAAUGGAGAUGUUUUGCGCUUCGAGUGCCAGUUUGGGUUCGAGCUCAUCGGGGAGCGGAUGAUAACGUGCCAGAACAACAAUCAGUGGUCAGCUAAUAUCCCCAUCUGCAUAUUCCCCUGUUUCUCCAACUUCACUGCUCCCAUGGGGACGGUGCUGUCUCCCGACUACCCAGAAGGCUACGGGAAUAACCUCAACUGCGUGUGGCUAAUCAUCUCUGAGCCUGGCUCCAGGAUCCAUCUGGCCUUUAAUGACUUUGACUUGGAGCCGCCGUAUGACUUCCUUACUAUCAAAGAUGGGGAUCAGACAGGAGCCACGAUCCUCGGACGCUUCUCGGGGGCUGAAGUUCCUUCUCAUCUGACGUCCAACAGCAACGUGCUGCAGCUGGAGUUUCAGGCUGAUCACUCCAUGUCUGGGCGUGGGUUCAACAUCACAUACAGCACUUUCGGAAGUAAUGAGUGCCCUGACCCUGGCAUACCGUUGAAUGCAAGGCGCUUCGGGGACAGUUUUCAACUGGGGAGCUCCAUCUCUGUGGUUUGUGAGGAGGGCUUCAUCAAGACCCAAGGGGCAGACACCAUCACAUGCCAUCUGGAAGAAAGCAAAGUCAUGUGGAGUGGACUCAUUCCUAAAUGUGAAGCUCCUUGUGGGGGGCACUACUCCGGGCCAUCUGGUGUCAUCCUCUCUCCGGGGUGGCCAGGGUACUACAAAGACUCUUUGAGUUGCGAGUGGGUCAUUGAGGCUGAACUGGGACGCUCCAUCAAGAUUAGUUUUGACAGGUUUCAAACUGAGCUCAGUUAUGACUUUCUGGAAGUGCACGACGGCCCCAACCUGCUGUCUCCUCUGAUUGGCUCGUUCAAUGGAACCCAGGUCCCUCAGUUUCUGUUUAGUAGCAGCAACUUCCUGUAUCUACUUUUUACCACCGAUAACAGUCGAUCAAAUAGCGGCUUCAAGAUCUUCUACGAAGUGGUCACACUGGACACAUACUCGUGCAUGGAUCCUGGUAUCCCAGUGAAUGGCAUACGGUUAAGCAACGACUUGUCCAUUGGCUCCACGGUGUCCUUCCAAUGUGACCCAGGAUACAGACUGAGCCAUGAGGAGCCACUAGUUUGUGAGAAGAACCACUUUUGGAGCCAUCCACUGCCCACUUGUGACGCAUCAUGUGGUGGGGAUAUCAGGGGACCCGGAGGGAUCAUCUUAUCACCUGGCUACCCAGAGCUAUAUCCUAACUCCCUGAACUGUACGUGGACUGUAGAAGUCAGCCAUGGAAAAGGUGUCCAGUUCACUUUUCACUCCUUCCACCUGGAGGAUCACCACGACUACCUUCUGAUAACCGAAAACGGCAGCUUCGCUCAGCCACUGGCCCGACUCACCGGCUCAGAGAGGCCCGCUCCGGUUAAUGCCGGCCUCUAUGGGAACUUCAAGGCCCAGCUACGCUUCAUUUCUGACUUCUCCAUAUCGCUGCAGGGAUUCAACAUCUCCUUCUCGGAGUACAACCUCGAACCCUGCCAGGAUCCUGGAACACCUCAGUUUGGCUGGCACUCAGGCUCCAGGUUUGGGAUCGGUGACUCGCUCUCCUUUUCCUGCAACACGGGCUAUCGUCUGCAGGGGGCGAGGGAGAUCGUGUGCUUGGGAGGUGGCCGCCGCAUGUGGAGCGCCCCUCUGCCAAGGUGUGUGGCCGAGUGCGGGUCGACAGUCGCCAACAACGAGGGAGUUCUUUUGUCACCAAACUAUCCAAUGAACUAUGACAACAGCCAUGAAUGUGUGUACAGCAUUCAAGUCCAAACAGGCAAAGGCAUUAACAUCACUGCCAGCACCUUUCAACUCGCACAAGGUGACAUUCUCAAGCUGUAUGACGGAAAGGAUGGUGCAGCUCCACUCCUUGGCACCUACACGGGCUCUUUGAUGCAGGGUCUGUCCCUCACCAGCACUUCCAACUAUCUGUGGCUCGAAUUCUACUCUGACCAUGAGAUGACAGCAGUGGGGUUCCAGCUCAUAUACCACAGUUUUGAGCUCUCCCACUGUGAUGAUCCAGGCGUGCCUCAGUUCGGCUUCAAAAUCAGCGACCAGGGUCACUUUUCUGGAAGUGCCGUCACGUUCGGCUGCGACCAAGGAUACACUUUGCACGGCAGCAGCGUACUCAAGUGCAUGACUGGCGAGAGACGAGCAUGGGACAAUCACCUUCCAUCUUGUAUAGCGGAGUGUGGUGGCAGUUUUAAGGGUGAGUCUACUGGGCGUAUCCUGUCUCCUGGGUAUCCCUUCCCCUACGACAACAACCUGAGAUGCACCUGGACACUGGAGGUUAACCCUGGUAACAUUGUGAGUCUCCAGUUCCUUGCAUUCGACACAGAGGCGUCCCAUGACAUCCUGAAGGUAUGGGACGGGCCUCCUGAGAACGAGAUGUCUCUGAAGGAGGUCAGUGGCUCGCUGCUGCCUGAGGGAAUUCACUCCACUCUCAACAUCGUCACCAUUCAGUUCGAGACUGACUUUUACAUCACCAAAUCUGGAUUUGCCAUUGACUUCUCAAGUUCCCUUGCGACAGCCUGCAGAGAUCCAGGUAUUCCUAUGAAUGGCAGUCGCAACGGAGAAGGGCGGGAGCCCGGCGACUCUGUGACCUUCUCUUGUGAUCCAGGAUAUGAAUUGCAGGGAGAGAGCAGAAUCACCUGCAUCCAAGUGGAAAAUAGAUACUACUGGCAACCCAGCCCUCCAAGCUGCAUUGCUCCUUGUGGUGGGAAUGUGACGGGGUCGUCUGGAUUCAUCCUCUCUCCCAACUACCCACACCCUUACCCGCACAGCAAAGACUGCGACUGGCUUAUUGCAGUUCACUCCGACUACGUUAUUUCCCUGGCUUUCAUCAGCUUCAGUAUCGAGCCCAACUAUGAUUUCUUGUACAUCUACGAUGGGCCAGACAGCAGCUCUCAUCUGAUUGGCAGUUUCCAAGACAGCAAACUUCCAGAGAAGAUUGAGAGCACUUCCAACUUCAUGUACCUGGCGUUUCGUAGCGACGGCUCCGUGAGCUACACCGGCUUUCAUUUGGAAUACAAAGCAAAACUACGGGAGGCGUGCUUUGAUCCGGGGAAUGUGAUGAAUGGCACCAGAAUGGGUAUUGACUACAAGCUGGGAUCUAUGGUGACAUUUCAUUGCGAGGCUGGCUACCUGCUGGAAGGCUACUCCACUCUGACAUGUGUCAUGGGCAACAGCAAGAGACCAGAGUGGGACAGAGCUAAACCAAACUGUCAAGCUCCAUGCGGAGGUCACUUCACGGGUUCAGAGGGAACUGUGCUGUCCCCAAACUACCCACACAAUUAUACCAAGGGCCAGAGCUGUGUCUAUGACAUCUUCGUCCCUGGGGACUUUGUGCUCUUCGGCCAGUUUGUGGUGUUCCAGACUUUGACCAGUGAUGUAGUCGAGAUCUAUGAUGGAUCCUCGAGAGAUUCGGCCCUUCUCUCGUCCAUAUAUGGAUCACACUCAGGCGAGACACUUCCCCUGAGUUCAGGGAACAAGAUAACACUCAAGUUCACCACAAAUGGAACAGAGACAGCUAAAGGAUUUCAUUUUGUAUAUCAAGCCGUCCCCCGGACAAGCGCCAGUCAGUGUAGCUCGGUCCCUGAACCCCGGUUCGGGAAGCGGAUAGGGAACGACUUUGGCACCGGCAUGGCGGUGCUGUUUGAAUGCAAUCCAGGCUACACGCUGCACGGCUCCAACGCCAUCAGGUGCGAGGCCGUGCCCAGUGCCCUGGCCCAGUGGAACGGCACUGUGCCCACAUGUGUUGUUCCCUGUGGUGGAGUGCUAACUGACCGCAGAGGCACUAUCCUCUCCCCUGGAUACCCAGAACCAUAUGCCAACUAUCUGAACUGUGCCUGGAAAAUCUCCGUUCCCGAGGGAGCCGGCAUCCAAAUUCAAGUCGUGACCUUCGCCACAGAACACAACUGGGAUUCACUGGAUUUUUUUGACGGGGUCGAUGGUAACGCUCCGAGGCUUGGUAGCUACUCAGGUACAACCAUUCCCCAACUGCUGAACAGCACGUCCAACAACCUGUACCUGACCUUCCAGUCUGACAUCAGCGUUUCCGCCGCUGGCUUCCACUUGGAGUACACAGCAAUAGGUUUGGAUUCGUGCCCAGAGCCGCAGCCUCCCAGUAACGGACAAAGAGUGGGCGAUCGUUACACCGUGGGUGACAUGGUUUCCUUCCAGUGCGAUCAAGGCUUUUCAUUACAGGGUAAUGCAUAUAUUACCUGCAUGCCUGGUCCCGUCAGAAGGUGGAAUUACCCCGUGCCUCUGUGCUUAGCUCAGUGUGGCGGCUCUAUGACAGACUUCAGCGGCGUCAUCCUCAGCCCAGGCUUCCCAGGGAAUUACCAAAGCAGCCUGGACUGCAGCUGGAGAGUUCAACUCCCUAUUGGUUUCGGGAUCCACCUGCAGUUUCUAAACUUCUCCACAGAGCCUGUUCAUGACUACUUGGAGGUGCGCAGUGGGAAUCUCGAGACAGGAACAGUGAUUGAUCGGUUCAGUGGCCCCGUGGUGCCCAACUCACUCUUUAGCACGACCCACGAGACCACUCUCUUCUUUCAUAGCGACUACUCCCAGAACAAGCCUGGCUUCCACAUUGUGUACCAGGCAUACGAGCUACAGAGGUGCCCGGACCCACGGCCGUUUCGCAACGGCAUAGUGAUUGGUCAGGACUACAGCGUGGGCAUGACCAUAUCCUUUGAGUGUCUGUCAGGUUACACUCUUCUUGGAGAGCCUUCGCUCACAUGUCUACACGGAGUCAGCAGAAACUGGAAUCACCCCAUACCUCGCUGUGAAGCUCUCUGUGGUGGAAAUAUAACAUCCAUGAAUGGCACAAUUUACUCACCUGGACACCCAGCCGAGUAUCCACACUUCCAGGACUGCAUGUGGACCGUCAGAGUGCCUCCUGGUUAUGGCAUCUACAUAAAUUUCUCCGUUAUCAAUACAGAGCAGAUCUACGACUACAUCACCGUGUGGGACGGACCUGACCAGUCGUCGCCUCAAAUCGGUCAGUUUAGUGGCACCUCCGUGCAGGAAGGCGUGUCCACCACCGCCAAUCAGAUCCUGAUCAAGUUCCACAGUGACUUCAGCACGAGUGGCUUCUUUGAGCUUCAUUAUUACGCGUACCAGUUGAGAACAUGUCAGCCACCUCCUCCUGUCGCCAACGCCACUAUCCUAACUGAUGAUGACGAGUUCGAAAUAGGGGACAUUAUUCGGUACUCGUGCCUUCCGGGCUUCACCUUGGUGGGCAGCGAGAUCCUGACCUGCCGACUUGGAGAGAGGCUACAGAUGGAUGGACCACCACCAGUCUGUCAAGUCCAAUGUCCAGCUCAUGAGGUGCGUUUCGACUCGACGGGGGUAAUCUUAAGUCCAGGCUACCCGGAAAACUACCCCAAUCUCCAGAUGUGCUCCUGGCUGAUCAAUGUGGAGAAGGGCUACAACAUCACUCUACACUUCGAACUCUUCCAGACAGAAAAAGAAUUCGACAUCUUAGAAAUAUUUGAUGGUCCCAACAUCUACAGUCAGAGCCUCUCAUCCCUCAGCGGUGACAUUGAAACCCCCUUUAGCCUGACCACCACAGGCCACCAGCUCCUGCUGCGCUGGUCCUCUGACCAUGGCACCAACCGCCGCGGCUUCCACAUCAGAUAUGUGGGUGAGUAUCAAACUAUGUACUGCAGUACUCCAGACUCCCCACAACACGGUUUUGUAGUGAGCCAGACCGGGGGUCAUCUUAACAGCAUGGUACGCUGGGCUUGCGACAGGGGGUACAAGCUGAUCGGAAAGGGCUCAGCUGUGUGCAAGAAGACCACCUAUGGCUACUACGCCUGGGAUGCGCCGGUUCCUGCAUGUCAAGCUGUGUCAUGCGGUGUGCCCAGUGCACCAGUGAACGGAGGUGUGCUCGCUGCUGAUUACUCCGUCGGCACACGGGUGACCUACUUCUGCAACGGCGGCUAUCGGCUCUCCUCCAAAGAGCUGACGACGACAGUCUGCCAGCCAGACGGCACCUGGAGCAAUCACAACAAGAUACCCCGAUGCAUUGUGAUGACAUGUCCCAGCCUUAGCUCCUUCACUCUGGACCAUGGGAAAUGGCGGAUAGUCAACGGCUCCCACUAUGAGUAUGGAACUAAAAUAAUCUUCACCUGCAACCCUGGAUACUAUCGUGUUGGGCCCGCCCACAUCCAGUGCCUGGCCAAUGGAGUGUGGAGCUGGAGAAAUGAGCGGCCUCGGUGUAGAAUCAUUUCCUGUGGCGAUCUUCCCACUCCUCCUAAUGGGAAAAAAAUUGGGACUCAAACUACCUUCGGAGCAUCAGCCAUCUUCAGUUGUAACCUUGGCUAUGUUUUAACUGGAUCUACCGUUCGAGAGUGUCUCCUGUCUGGACUUUGGAGUGGGAUGGAGACUCAGUGCCUGGCCGGUCACUGUGGCGUCCCAGAGCAGAUUGUGAAUGGUCAGGUGAUCGGAGAAAACUUUGGUUACAGAGACACCGUGGUUUACCAGUGCAACCCUGGAUUCAGACUCAUCGGCUCCUCAGUGCGCAUCUGUCAGCAGGACCACAACUGGUCGGGACAUCUACCUGUUUGUAUUUCUGUCACAUGCGGCCACCCCGGUAGCCCUAUCUACGGCCGCACCACGGGCGACGGCUUCAACUACAAUGACAUGGUGCGCUUCUCAUGCAACAAAGGCUACACCCUGGAAGGACCCUCCACGUCCCAGUGCCAGGCCAGCCGCCAGUGGAGCCAGCAGCCGCCGACAUGCAGAGUGGUUAACUGCACAGAUCCCGGUAUUCCUGCAAACUCCAUCCGGGAGAGCAAGAUCGAACAUGGCAACUUCACAUUUGGCAGCGUCGUCUUCUACGAUUGUAACCCCGGAUAUUAUCUGUUCGGCUCGUCGGUGCUCACCUGCCAGCCAGUGGGUCAUUGGGACAAACCUCUACCAGAAUGCAUCGAGGUGGACUGCGGCCACCCAGGUACACCUCCCCACGGUGUGAUGAGUGGGGAGAAGUUUACCUUUGGCUCCACAGUGCGCUAUUCCUGCCUCGGAGACCGACAGCUCAUAGGAGACUCAUCACUCACCUGUCAGCUGAAUGGACACUGGAGUGGUCCCCUGCCCCACUGCUCAGGUGACUCGACAGGCACCUGCGGGGAUCCUGGCACACCGGCCCAUGCCAGCAGGGAGGCAGGGAACUUCAAAGUGCGCAGCAAGGUGCGCUUCACCUGCGCCGUGGGACACACGCUGUACGGCUCGGCGGAGAGGAUCUGCUUCCCCAAUGGGACCUGGUCGGGUAAACAGCCGUUCUGCAAACCGGUGCAGUGUGGGAACCCAGGUACCCCUGCUCACGGCCGUAUUUCCCGUGUGGACGGAACAACCUUCUCCCACUCCAUUGUGUAUUCUUGUAUGGAAGGAUAUUUCCUCACUGGCUCGCCCACACGCCAGUGUCUUGCAAAUGGCACGUGGUCUGGCACAGCUCCGAACUGCACAAUGAUCACCUGUGGCGACCCUGGUAUUCCAGCGAACGGUCUCAGGUUUGGUGACGACGUGACGGUGGGCCAGAAUGUGACUUUCAUGUGCCAGCCUGGGUAUGUGAUGAUAGGAGGGGACCACACUGUCACAAGGACCUGCACCAACAAUGGAACCUGGAGUGGAGCCAUGCCAGCAUGCCAAGUGGUAACGUGUACUACACCCCCACCCAUCCCCAACGGCCUCCUGGAGGGUUCGGUGUUGGAGUGGGGCACCAGUGUGAGCUACAGCUGUCUACCUGGCUAUGAGCUGUCCUUCCCCGCUGUGCUCACUUGCACAGGAAAUGGAACGUGGAGCGGAGACCUGCCUCAGUGCUUGCCCAAGUUCUGUGGAGAUCCUGGUCUGCCUUCCAAAGGACGCAGGGAAGGACGCAGUUUCAUCUUCAAGUCGGAGGUGACAUUUAGCUGCAGUGCCUCCUACGUGCUGGUGGGAUCAACGACUCGCAUGUGCCAGGAUGACGGCACCUGGAGCGGCUCUCAGCCUCGAUGUAUAGAACCAACAAGAACCACAUGCGAAAAUCCAGGGACGCCUGAGCAUGGUUUCAUGAAUUACACAACAGGCUUUAAGGUGGGCAGCAGAAUAGACUUCCAGUGCCAACAGGGACACAUACUGCAGGGCUCCACCACCAGGCUCUGUUUACCAGAUCUCACCUGGACAGGCAUCCAGCCUAUCUGUAUCCCUCACUCCUGCAAGCAGCCGCGGAGCCCAGCCAACGCAGACGUCACGGGUCUAGACCUGCCCUCUUACGGUUACACCCUGGUGUACACCUGUCAGCCAGGUUAUUUUCUCUCCGGGGGUUCGGAGCACCGGGUCUGCCGCUCCGACGGCAGCUGGACUGGCAAGGUGCCUGUGUGCAAAGCUGGUUCCAAAACGCACGAGAAAACUGUCAAAUCUGUACCAGGGACUCCAAGCCCUAAAAUAAAUGUUCCUGACGACAUCUUUGCCCCUGAUUUCGUCUGGAAGGGUUCCUAUGAUUACAAGGGCCAGAAGCAGCCGAUGACUUUGACAGUCACCAGCUUUAAUGCCACGACGGGAAAAGUCAAUGUAACUUUAACAGACAGUAGCGUGGAGUUCCUGCUCUCUGGAGUCUACAAACGCCAGGAGGCACGGUUAAUGCUCCUUCUGUACCAGAUGAGAGCACUGGCCCACAGCUCCUUGAGCAGGAUUACUGAAGAAACCUGGGCAAUGGACGGAUUUGUUUCAGCUGAGCCUGAGGGCGGCAGUUAUGUGUUUCAAGGCUUUAUACAGGGUAAAGACUAUGGACAGUUUGGACUGCAGAGACUUGGUUUGAGUGUGAGAGAAAAUGUAACACUCACUGACCCUGAAACCAAUGGCUCCACCAACAGCAGUUCUGUUGCUGUCGCUAUCCUUGUGCCUUUCUUUGCUCUCAUCUUCGCAGGCCUCGGUUUUUAUCUCUACAAGCAGCGAAAAACAGAUAAAGCGCAAUACACAGGAUGUUCUGUCCACGAGAACAACAACGGACAGGCCACUUUUGAGAAUCCCAUGUACAACACAAACACAAAAGCUGCUGAGGGUAAAGUUGUCCGCUUUGACCCCAAUCUCAACACCAUCUGCACCAUGGUUUGAUGUCUACUGAGAGGAGGAGGGAGAGGAACACGUGGACAUGGAUGGAGAACAAAUCCUCUCCUCAUUUGCUUCACAUGAAUAUAUAUAUAUAUAUAUAGACAUAUUUAUACUUUUCUUGUUUCUGGUGACACUACGAAGUUGCUCAGAAACAUAAAGCACAUUUCCGGCAACACUUAAGGUGAUUGCGACCGCUCGUACGCAGAAGGUGAAGGGGAGAUUCCACACCUUUUCAGAUCUUCCCAUAAUGUGGUGAAGACAAGUGUUUCUGCACUCUAUGAGUGUUGGCUUUAUGAAUAAAAGAGCCUCUGGCAUAUAGAAAAAAAUGGAGUAUUUUAUGCUCUGUAAUAUAAAUACAGAGGGGUUAUUUCACAAUGCCAAAUGACAAAUUUAAUUCUUCUUUUUUUUUUUUUU
Mugil cephalus (flathead mullet) is the source of this 11560-nucleotide messenger RNA. Its product is annotated as CUB and sushi domain-containing protein 3-like. The coding region runs from base 278 to 11149 and encodes 3623 amino acids. Gene Ontology annotation, biological process: regulation of dendrite development. The record is from RefSeq and is a predicted model, not a curated record. Lineage: Eukaryota; Metazoa; Chordata; Actinopteri; Mugiliformes; Mugilidae. The transcript has 70 exons.